Messenger RNA from Phalacrocorax carbo (great cormorant), 706 nucleotides. NCBI's taxonomy places the organism in Eukaryota, Metazoa, Chordata, Aves, Suliformes, Phalacrocoracidae. The record is from RefSeq and is a predicted model, not a curated record.
GGCGGGGCGCGGCGGCGGGGCGGGCUCGAUGGCGGCGGCGGCGGCGGAGGCGCUUUCGCGGGUCGCGGACGUGGAGAUCGACGACGGCGGCGUCUUCAAGUACGUGCUGGUGCGCGUGCGCGCGGCUGGCGGGCCCGGGAAGGACGUCGUGCGUGGCCAUGGCUGGGCCGAGUACCACGCCGACCUCUACGAGCGGACGGCGCAGGAGCUGGCGCAGCAAGGCCUGGGCUGCGAGUGCCUGGGGGGCGGCCGCCUCUCCCACCGCCCCGAGGAGAGGAAGAUCCAUGUCUACGGGUACUCGGUGGGCUUUGGGCGAGCAGACCACUCCGUGACUACAGAGAAGCUGAAGGCACAGUAUCCGGACUACGAGAUCACCUGGGCAGAUGAAGGCUACUGACUUGCUCUGGCUGGGCAUCAGCAUCGGCACCAGCCUGGAGCUGGUGUGGCCACAUCUGGCGUUGGGGUGGUGGCAGCAGGCUCCCCAUGCUCGGCAGCGCUCUGGGCUCUCCUGCUUUUACUUUGUGUUGAACUCGUCCAUUCUCCAGCCUCGCCAUACUUCCCACGCACUGUGGGUGUUCCCCAUCUCCCCAGCACAGCACAGCAAAGCCUUGGCGAAGCUGGUGGGUGCUCUGCCCCAGCCCUUCUGGUGGUGAGGGGGGUUUGUCCCACGUGUGUUAUGUGAGAAUUAAACACGUUGGGGAGUGCA